CUUUUUCUGUUUUGUAAAAGUGACAAUGUCUGUGUUUCUUAUCAUAACAUAUUACAAAGGUUCCUCUUUUUCUUGGUCACCUUAUUUCCUCAAACACAAAGAAACUAUUCAAUACAGUAGGCUUUAUAAAAACUGUGCCUACAGAGUUUGUCAAAGGGGUAAGACACACACAACAAUGAAAGAAGUGACAAGAACUGACGCACUUUCAGGCCACAGUGGUUACCACAGGCAGACUCACGCUUUUAUUGCAUGCAAAGAAACCAUAAUGUUACACCAAGAUAAUUUAUUAUCAUUAUUAUUUACUUUGACAAGCAAAACGUACUCCUUCUUUCAUAUUUAUUGCAUUAACUAUCUUUUUAGAUGUGUUGGCUUGUAUUUAUGUGACAUACUGUAUGUGUUAACAUCUCAUAGACGUUCUGUGGGCCUGUAAAUGUAUUUGGUUAAAAUUUCCGGCUAUCUGAACCGUAUGUCUCUGUGUUGGUAAUUAUCUCAGUGUGCAUGCUGAACCGUGCCGUGUGUGCAUCUGCAGCAUGUGGGAGGAAGUCUAAACUCGAGUGAAAAUAGCCCUGACUUCCUGUGCAAACGGUUGCAAUGAGGAAGAAUAUAACAAGGGGUAAAGGGUAGUUCAGCUUGUCAAAGACACAUGCGUUUAACCAUGGCACAGCUGUUUAUAUAGUGACCUUGAAGCCCCAUCAAGUUUUCGGAGUCAUAGCUUCAGAUGUUCAAAGUCUAACUUACAUUACUGGACUCUUGGUGGUUGUACGUUUUACUAUUUAGCCAAUAUGGACAUUGUGGAUUCAGACGCGGUGCAGAUUGGAGAACACAAAUUUGUAAACAAGAGCACGAUUCUGUCACAUCUUAAGACAUACAAUCUUUACUACGAAGGACAAGCUCUCCAGCUGAGACAUAGAGAGGAUGAAGGAGAAUUGAUAAUAGAAGGUUUGCUCAACGUUUUUUGGGGUGUUCGGCGGCCAAUCAGACUGCAAAUGCAAGACGAUAAGGAGACAGGCAGGCCACACCCAUCUUUAACAUCACCGAGUGUUGACAUCACAACAGUCGAAAAUGAAGGAACAAAUCAGACGUCAACAUCGAUUGAGUUCACAGCAGCAGACGACCAAUUAAGAGACAGCUCGGGUGAAGAGGCAGCUAGUGAACAGGAGCCAUCGACACGCUCAGAUCGAGUCGCCCGAACCUCGAGUGACCUCGGUGGGAGGAGAAUUAGUGGGCGGAGACUUGGAAUCAGGAGGGUGAAGCGACACCACCGCUGCUCCUUUAAUGGACACUUUUAUAACCACAAGACGGCAGUGUUUACCCCUGCGUUUGGCUCUGUUACUAAUGUGCGCAUCAACAGCGGCAUGACGACGACACAGGUGAUGCGAGUGUUACUGAACAAAUUCAAGAUUGAGAACAACCCAGACGAAUUUACAUUGUAUUUUGUCCACACUAGCGGAGAGAGACAACAAUUAAAACCUAAUGACCAUCCUUUGGCAGUCCGGGUUUUGCGGGGACCUUGUGAGCAGGUCAGCAAAAUCUUCCUAAUGGAGACGGAUCAGGUGGAAGAGGUUACCCAUGAUGUGGCACAAUACAUCAAGUUUGAGCUUCCUGUUCUACAAAGCUUCAUCACCAAACUGCAAGAAGAGGAAGAACGAGAGAUGCAAAAGUUAAAGAGGAGGUACGCUGAUUUGCGUCGUAUCAUCAAGAAAUACAUGCAGGCUUUGAGUGACAGAACCACUUGAUGUUGGUGACGCUGUCAGUGCACUUUUUCUUCACACAUCUGUCACUUAUUUAUACGUCAUCUUUAAAGCCCCAACUCAGGAAUCCCUAUAUUUCACGAUAUGUGACCUUGCCUGUGGAAUCAAGGCUAAAGUCUCAUAAACUAAUUCAAAUGAGAUUAAAAUCAUCAAAGUUUAAUUUUAAAGAUUUCAAUGUAAUUUAAAUUUUUGACAUGACCUUACUCAGUCAAUAUCAAGGUUAUAUUUUCACAGUAUGUUCUGUUAUAUAGAAAUGCAACAUAAUUGUUGCGUUAUAUUGUUAUUACAAAGUGUUACAAAUUCGUGUUAUAGUCACAAAAAAAAAUAUUUAUUUGUGUCCAUGGCACGAAAUUCAGCUUAAUUUUGUGAUAGACACAAAUGUGUAUUUCGUAUCAUUCAACACAAAUUUAUAAAAAUUGUUUUUCGUGUCCGUGGCAUGACUUUCUUUCUCGUGUCAUUUUAUGUAUUGUUUUAUCAUUGUUUUUCCUAUUUUUUAAUUCUUGUCGCUUGGGGUUAGGGUUAGAUUUGGGGUUUGGGUUAAGAUAUACUUUUAUGUAUUGUUUUCUCUUUUUUCCCCUAUUUUCUUAUCAUUGUCGCUUGGGGUUGGGGUUAGAGUUGGGGUUUGGGUUAGGAUGUCUAAAAAUUUAACAAAAAGUGAUUCUAACCCCAACCCUAAGCGACAAUGGUAGGAAAAUACAAUGAGAAAACAAUUACAUAAAAUGACACGAAAACGAAAGUCACUAACAUGAAAAACUGCAUGGAGAAAUUCAUGGGACAUGAAAAGGCAUUCGUGCUUAAGGCAUGAAAAAAGCAAAAAAAUUUGCCAAGGACACAAAUAAAUUAAUCUAAUUUUUGUGACUAUAACACGACUUGCCGUGAGAUCACAAAAACAUGACUUUAGCUGGGUUUUUCCAUGCAGGAUCACAUAUAUUCAUAAUACACAAAUUUUAGAUGUUAAGGUUUCCUCUAUAUUUGUUCCAAAAAAAAACUGGGCCAAGCUAAAUUAAACAAUAGUUUACAUUUAUGCACACAUUUGUUAUAAGCCUUCAUGUUUUUAAAAAGUAUUAUUAUUAUUAUUUUUCGAAACGAAGGACCUUGUACAAAGUUGGUUGAAUGUAAAAUUCACACCAUGUGAAUAAGAAGAGAAAAACAUUUUGUACUUGUAAUGUAGGCUAUUUUAUUCCAGACUAUUUGUAAUGUGUUUAAUUUAUAAAUAUAUAAUAAAGUCUAUAUGCAUAUACAUUACAUUUGCAUUUGCUUCUUAUUUCUAAAGAUUUUCCUUUUGUUUGUAUGAGCUCACACAGUUCUCAGUAAAUGAUCUAAUAAAAUGUUAAUGGCUUGUGGUUGUUUCUAAUGUUACACAGUCAAUGUUGUAAAGAUGGUAGAUCUGACAUUUGUUUGCAGUUGAGUAGAUCCCAUGGGUCUGUUAACUGAAAAGAUAAAAAAUAAUUUAUCUUCCACAAUACAUUAACACUGUAUUAAAUAAUCCAUAUAAAACAUCUUAAUUUAUGAAUGUAAUAAACCUUCAACAUGGAUCUGUUAGCAUAAUUUCUUGCAAAAACAUGUUAAUGAUAAAAAUGGGUGUAAUGGAAAAAAAUAAGAGUGUACAGUAAAUUACCCACAGUAUGUGUUUUUACAGGUCAAUAAAAUUGCUUUAAAAUGAGCUUAUAUUACAACAGACCAGUAGUACAUAGUACCAGGCUGUAAUUCUUCCUCUGCUGUGUCUUUGUUCUCAUGGGCGGGGCUUCUCUGCAUCCCUGAUUGGUAAUUGGCUCCUAUUGAGUGAGUGACAGAUCCAUAAGGUGGUUGUUUACCACAACGCUUCUCAUGCUGAGGUCGAGCAGUUUAUCAAACAGAGAACAGAAGCCUGUGAUCAGCACCAUACAUUACCA
Molecule: messenger RNA, 3643 nt
Organism: Paramisgurnus dabryanus
Lineage: Eukaryota; Metazoa; Chordata; Actinopteri; Cypriniformes; Cobitidae
Gene: rassf2b
Product: Ras association domain family member 2b
Biological process (GO): positive regulation of protein kinase activity; signal transduction; positive regulation of JNK cascade
Cellular component (GO): cytoplasm; nucleus
Source: RefSeq, a predicted model, not a curated record